AUGGAGAAUAUUUCUGAAUCAACACGUAAAAAUUCUAAUGAUAGCAAUUUUCCUUCGCCUUCUAGCAAAGAACCAUAUAAUCCAAAAGCUUAUAAACCAUCUCAUUCCCUCGCACCUCAAGAUAAUCCUGGUGAAUCAACGAGUUCCAAAAUAAUAGGAUCUAAAAAUAAUGACUACAUAAGAACAUCGGAUUUGGAGAUUGGUGAAGGAGGAAAUAAAAAAGGAGGCUCCGUUGAAACAACGCCAUUACCAAUGUUCCCGCUGUUUGUGUUGACUUCAUCUUUUUUCUUUGCUCAAUUCUGUUGUGCAAUUUUCUGGGGUUACAUGUCUGAUAAAUUUGGUCGACGUCCAAUUUUGCUGCUCGGAUUGCUGGGUAACAUUAUAACUUGUGUAUCAUUUGGAACAAGUAAAACUUUAUGGUGGGCUAUAGGCUCCAGAAGUCUUAAUGGUGCUUUAAACGGAAAUGUUGGGGUGGCAAAAAGUAUGCUUGGUGAGAUAACAGAUUCUACAAAUAAAGCAAGUGCUUUUUCACUGUUUGGCUUAACUUGGGGUCUUGGCUGUAUAAGACCAACCAUUGGUGGUUAUUUGUCGCAUCCUGCUGAUCAUUUUCCAAGUAUUUUUGGCAAUGAGUUUUGGAGAUAUUAUCCAUAUUUGUUGCCGUGUCUUGUUGCAUCAUCAGUUUCAGUUACUGGACUUGUAGUUGGAUAUUUCAUGUUACUUGAAUCGCAUAUUCCUAAUCAGAAAUCUGAACACAAGCCUGAGAGUGAACCGUUACUUAAUAAGAAACAUAAUAAUCGUUCGGGUGAUGUUGAGUCUUCUUCGUCGUCAUAUGGCACUAUUAAUCCUCUCAGUGGUAAAAUAGACGGGCGACAGGAUCAUAAUGAAACAGACUGUGAUAAUCUUAUGAAUAAAUCUAUUGUAGGGAAAUGUAGUGGAGAAACGUGUAUCACUGACAAUAAUUCAACAUUAAGCAAGAAAAGUGACGAUAGUUCCAUAGUAACACCAACGGAUAAUCGGAAAUUUCGUCGUAUUUUACGCGACAUAUCUCCUGCUAUUCCACCUCUCAUCUCCUAUGGGAUGUUGGCUUUUUUGAUAAUCUUUGACGAAGUAUAUACGAUAUUCGCAGUAACUCAAGUUUCCGAUGGUGGUCUUGGCUAUCGAGCUCAGGAUCUUGCACUCAGUUUAGCAAUUAUGGGUUUCCUUACUUUAAUCUGUCAAUUUGUAAUUUACCCGCCACUCGUUAGAAGAGUUGAUCCCAUGCAAAUGUUUCAUAUCGCGUGGUUUCUUUGUAUUCCUGUUUACAUGACGUUUCCAUUAAUAAACACCCUAAAACGGUCACUCAAUUGUUAUUUCGAAUCUGAGAAAGGUGUUAUCGUGUGCCCUGAUCAGGGAGAUUUAACGAGUGAACGUAUAGUUUGGUGUGUAUUACUGGGAACAUUGGCUCUUCGUUUCCUUUCGAAUGUUAUCUUAUUUACAAGUAUUACGAUUGCGAUUUCAAAUACUGUUUCACGAGAAGUUCUUGGCACCGUAAAUGGAAUAGGACAAACAACAGCAUCCCUUGCUCGUGCUAUUGGACCCGCGUUAGGAGGAAUUCUUUGGGCUUGGUCUUUAAACAAUAAUCUCAAAUUCCCAUUUGAUCGACAUUUUGUCUUCAUUGUGAUGAGUAUAAUAGCGUUUAUUGGAUGGCUACAGAGUUAUAAGAUAGCACGCGGUGCCGAACGGUCGACGACUAGAUUGCAUAAAGGCAUUGCCCCUGUGUCGAAACUAGCGAAAAUGUCCGGACGGACCUGUGUUAUGAUUAACUACACCAGUGAUAAUAUAGCAGUAUCAUCAUCUCCGAUAGAAGUAAAUAACUAUCGUUUUUGCUCACCCGGGACAUCAACGAAAACCGCUUACAACCGCAUUCUAUCCUUGGUGUUUACAAAAUUCUAUGGCGGGGUGGAGCUUAUCGUUCAUUAUCGUUAUACCAUUUCGGGAAUAUUUUGGGGGAUGACUUUACGAGAGGUAAAAAGUUAUUCGCAGAAGGAGGUGAAAAAGAGUUAUUUGCAGAAGGAGGUGAAAAAAGGUGAAAAAGAGUUAUUCGCAGAAAGAGGUGAAAAAAGACACUAUCUCACGAUACGUGUGAAUAUUACCGAUCAUUUUAUCAUGACUACGUGA
Ambispora gerdemannii is the source of this 2157-nucleotide messenger RNA. The record is from the annotation of a GenBank genome assembly. NCBI's taxonomy places the organism in Eukaryota, Fungi, Glomeromycota, Glomeromycetes, Archaeosporales, Ambisporaceae.